AUGCAUACCAACGGCCUGUACACCGCACUUUUGUGCUCUUUGGCUGCUUCAGCCCAAGCUGUCGUUCACGAAAAGCUGGCCGCCGUCCCUUCCAGCUGGAGCUACCUUGAGGACGCUGCCGAUGGCAACACCAUUAGCCUCUCAAUUGCUCUGACGCGUCAGAAUCUGGACAAGCUCGAAGCGAAGCUCACUGCACUUGCUACCCCAGGCGAGUCCCAGUACGGCCAAUGGCUGGACUUGGAGGACAUCAACAAGGAGUUUCCCGUGUCCAGCGCCGAUGCCGUCAUCAGCUGGCUGCGCAACGCCAACAUCACUCAGAUUUCGCAAGAUGGCAGUCUGGUGAACUUCGCUGCACCCGUUGCUACGGUGAACAAGCUCCUCAACACCACCUUUGCCUACUACCAGAGUGGUUCCUCCACGAAGCUACGCACAACCCAGUACUCCAUCCCCGAGAGCUUGGUCGAGACAAUUGAUUUGAUCUCUCCCACGACCUAUUUCGGCAAGGACAACACCAAGGCGGAUUUGUCGCAAUUCACGAAGCCGCUGUCGACGCACACGAAGAGAAGCUCCAACUCUUCCUGCGCCGAAUUGAUCACUCUUUCCUGCCUCAAGGAGAUGUACAACUUCGGCAGCUACAUUCCCAGUGCCUCGUCGGGCAGUAAGAUUGGCUUCGGAAACUUCUUGAACGAGUCUGCUUCUUACUCCGAUCUUGCUGCUUAUGAGAAGUACAACCACCUCCCCUACCAGGAAUUCGAUGUCGAGCUCAUCAACGGCGGUGUCAACGAUCAAAAUGCCACGACCGAGGAGCUGGGCGAGGCUGAUUUGGACGUCGAGCUGAUCGUUGGUGUCUCCCACCCUCUGCCGGUGACUGCGUUCAUCACUGGUGGUCUUGCUCCUUUCAUCCCCGAUCCCGAUGAGCCCACUGAGGCGGACGACUCGAACGAGCCCUACCUCCCGUACUACGAGUAUCUCCUGUCGAAGCCCAACUCGGCUCUUCCCCAGGUCAUCUCCAACUCCUACGGUGAUGAUGAGCAGACUGUUCCCGAGUACUACGCCAAGCGCGUCUGCAACCUGAUUGGCCUGAUGGGUCUCCGCGGUAUCUCGAUCAUCGAGUCCUCCGGCGACGAAGGUAUCGGCUCCGCCUGCCGUGCCGGAGACGGCAGCAACCGCCCCCAAUUCCAGCCUAUCUUCCCGGCCACCUGCCCCUACGUGACCGCCGUCGGUGGUACGCAGUCCUACGGCCCCGAGAUUGCCUGGACCGGCAGCUCCGGCGGCUUCAGCAACUACUUCGAGCAGGCGUGGUACCAGCACGACGCGGUGGAGAAUUACCUAUCCCACCACAUCACCAAGGAAACCAAGAAGUACUACUCGCAGUACGCCAACUUCAGCGGCCGCGCGUUCCCUGAUGUUUCCACUCACAGCUAUGAUCCUCCAUACGUCGUCCUCGAAUACAACCAAACCGUCGGCACGGGCGGUACCUCAGCCGCGGCCCCCGUCUUCGCUGCCCUGGUUGGCCUCCUCAACGACGCUCGCCUGCGCGCCGGCAAGCCUGCUCUCGGAUACCUGAAUCCCCUGCUCUACAGCAAGGAUAUCAGCAAGCGUUUUACCGAUGUGACGCUCGGUCAGUCGGUUGGCUGUGAUGGUAUUGACCCUCAGAGCGGUGAGACCGUUCCUGGUGCUGGCAUUAUCCCCUGGGCGAACUGGAACGCCACGGUCGGAUGGGAUCCGGUGACUGGUCUUGGAUUGCCGGACUUUGAGAAGUUGAAGGAGGCGGUGCUGAAGUACUAGUCUUGAUGAAAUGCUUGUAAAAUUAGUUAUUC
Molecule: messenger RNA, 1820 nt
Organism: Aspergillus saccharolyticus JOP 1030-1
Lineage: Eukaryota; Fungi; Ascomycota; Eurotiomycetes; Eurotiales; Aspergillaceae
Product: S53 family peptidase
Exons: 5
Coding region: 1-1788 (595 amino acids)
Biological process (GO): proteolysis
Molecular function (GO): serine-type endopeptidase activity; tripeptidyl-peptidase activity
Source: RefSeq, a predicted model, not a curated record